This is a messenger RNA of Fragaria vesca subsp. vesca, 600 nucleotides long. RefSeq lists its product as uncharacterized. NCBI's taxonomy places the organism in Eukaryota, Viridiplantae, Streptophyta, Magnoliopsida, Rosales, Rosaceae. The transcript has a single exon. The record is from RefSeq and is a predicted model, not a curated record. The coding region runs from base 1 to 600 and encodes 199 amino acids.
AUGGGAAAUUCCGCGUCAAACAAGCAAGUCCAUGGCACUGGAAAAGUCGUACUGUCGGAUGGGUCGGUGCAGGAGUUCGAUAAGCAUGAUCUAACAGUUGCUGAGCUGAUGCUAGAGUAUCCACAACAAGUAGUGGUCGAAUUUCGAGCAGCUGUCUCAGGAAAAAGACCAUCUCCAUUGCCUGCAGAUACGAAGCUCGACACGAAAAAGGUUUACUUAAUGCUUCCAAUGAAGCGAGGAAAGCCAUUGUCAUUGUCAUCCGAAGAUAUUCGCGGCGUACUUUCAAGUGCAAAUUCACUUUUAAGGUCAAGGUCAUCGUCACUCAAGUUCUUGCCUCUGUUUGCAAGGAUAUGCCCUGCAGGAGAUGCACAUGCUUUUGUGUUUCCAAAGAAGGAAUAUAGCAUGGAGAGGACGUCAGACUCGGAGGUGGUGAGGCCCUAUGUGCCGGAGUUUGACUUGGAGGAAAGCUUGGAUGCGAGGCCAGAAUUUUUGACUAGGCAGCUUUCCGGCAAGGCUACUUGGAAGCCUAAUUUGGAUACCAUUAAGGAGAAGAAGGUUGAGAAGAAGUUGUCUCAUUGGCGCCUUACGUUCAAGUGGUAG